This is a messenger RNA of Dermatophagoides pteronyssinus (European house dust mite), 2702 nucleotides long. Its product is annotated as signal transducer and activator of transcription 5A-like. Lineage: Eukaryota; Metazoa; Arthropoda; Arachnida; Sarcoptiformes; Pyroglyphidae. The record is from RefSeq and is a predicted model, not a curated record. Gene Ontology annotation, biological process: signal transduction; regulation of DNA-templated transcription. Gene Ontology annotation, molecular function: DNA-binding transcription factor activity; DNA binding.
GGUCAAUGAAAAAACAAACUGAAAAAUUCUGCUGCCGUCAAUUUAUCCGAAUUUUCGACUUCCACAUUCACUUUUUUUCUCAGUCGCAAAAAAUACGUUUAGUUUUUUUUUGACAUACCAUUCUUGAGGAAUUUUCAUCUACAUUUUUUUUGUUUCAUCAUCAACAGUAUAGAUUCAUUUGCAGAAUCAAUCAGUGUUUUUUUCUUUUCUUUACAAUAAUUUUUGUGUUCAUCAAAUAUUUUAUUGAACUGUCAAUUAUCAUACAUAAUGACAUAGAACAGCGUUCAACAAUAAUUUUUCAUCUAAUACUUUAGAAUAAUAUUUUCAUUUUGUUCAUCAUAUUGAUCGAUCCAAAAAUUUUUUGUACAAAAUGUCCGUCUGGAGUCGAAUCCUAUCGUUACCUGAAGAUCAACAGCGGCAAUUAUUCUCCAUAUAUAAUCAAAAUCUACCUAUAGAGAUUCGAAUGCAAUUGGCUGAUUGGAUUGAACAACAGAAUUGGCAAUAUUUCGUUGAAAAUGAUACAAUGAUGAAAUGUGAACUAAUACAACGGUUCAGUAUAGAGAUUAAAAAUCUUAUUGAAAUGUCCAAUGAUGUAGCCUAUCGUUACAAGCUAGUAAAUUAUUGGAAUAUGAUUACCAAUUCGAAUGCCGAUAUUCAUGCAAUCAUCAAGAACAUUCAUGAUUGUCUUUCAUAUGAAAAAGAAUUUAUUCGAUGUAAUAAUCAAGAGUCGGUUCCAUUUCCCCAAGUGAAUUUAUUCGAUAAUUUUCAAAAGCUUAACCAAAUGAAUGUUGUCAUUAAGGAUAAAAUUGGAGAAACAGAAACAUUAUUCAAAAAUAUUAAAUCACUCAAGGAAACAUUCAAUAUUAAACAAUUAGAGAUAAGCAAUUUCGAUAACCAAAAAUUCAACAACAAUAAUAAUCCAAAUGAUAAUGCUAUAAAGAUGCGUUUCAUGGAAAAUGUUAAUUCUUUACAUUUACAAUAUCAAACACAUAUGAAUGAUUUGAUUAAUAAAUAUCGAGAUAUCAUUGUUAAAUUGCAAGAAAUGUCUUUGCUUUUGUUCAAUGAAUUGGAUAUAUGGAAGCAACAACAGAAAAGUAAAAUGGACUCAUCUGAAACAUAUUUACAGCUUAAAAAUCUAUCUGAAAAGAUGGCAUCAAAUCUGGGCAAUCUUUUACAGCAAUUAAAAUUUAUCGAUGCUCUCGUAUCAAAUGAUUCGACACAAGAAGAUGCCAUGAUCAUUGCGCAAUUCAUCGAAAUAAAGAAACAUACAACAUUAUUGUUUAAAAAUUUGAUAAGUGAAACAUUUAUUGUCAAAAAUCAACCGAAACAGGUGAUAAAAAAGGAAACUAAAUUUAAUGCUACGGUAACUAUGUUGGCCGGUAGCGAAUUAAACGUUCAUAUGAACAGCUUGGUUGUACGUGUGCAGAUUAUCAAUGAAGAACAGGCAAAAAUUUGGAACUCUGAUCAUGAAAAAUUUCAUCUUAGUUCUUGUUGUGGUGAAAUAGUCAACAAUACCACUGUGAUGGAGUAUAAUUCGGCUACAAAUACGUUGAGUGCCAAUUUUAUAAAUUUGCGAUUAAAAUCCAUCAAACGAGCUGAAAAAAAGGCUUCAAUCGACAAAGUUGUGGACGAAAAAUUUGCUCUAUUAUUUUUGACUGAAAUAUUUCUCGAGAGCGAUAUAAAAUUUGUUAUUUCGACAAUUUCAGUACCAGUCGUAGUCAUUGUGCAUGGUAAUCAGAAGAUACAUGCUUUGUCAACAAUCAUUUGGGAUAAUGCAUUUUCGGAAGUGAAACGUAUACCAUUCAAUGUGCCGACUGAAGUCAAACUUGGAGAAUUGGCUCAGGUUUUAAGUCGUCAGUUCUAUGAUCACACACGAAGACAUUUAAGCGAAGAUAAUAUGCAUUUUCUUGCUGAAAAAAUUUCUGGUCAUGAAGUUGAUAAGCAAAAUUUUUUUAACAUCAUGGUGCCAUGGACAAAAUUUUCUAAAGAUUUGUUACCAGAACAGAAUUUUACGUUUUGGGAUUGGUUUUACAACAUAUUGCAAUUGACACGUGAGCAUUUGGCUGAACUUUGGGCUGACGGAUUGAUCAUUGGCUUUCUGACAAGACAACGUGCAGAAAUGUUAUUGAUGACCAAAGCACCAGGUACAUUUUUACUCCGAUUCUCCGAUACACAAUUGGGCGGCAUCAGUGUAGCUUAUCGAAAUAUUCAUAAUAAAGUUGAAUGUCUUGUACCAUUCGUCAGUAAUGAUCUUAAAAUUCGAAAAUUGGCAGAUCGUUUAAAUGAUUUUAAUCAAUUUGUCUAUCUAUUUCCGGAAAUACCGAAAGAUACCGCUUUUUCGAAAUACUAUACAAAAAUUGAGAAUCAAGCAUCAAAUGGCUAUGUAUUCACACAAUUGAAGAAUUGCAUUCCUAGCGAAACCGAUAAAGAAUCGGGCAAUUAUGAAAGCAUGAAUGAUCCACAUUCUGUUAAUAAUAUUAUCAAUGAUACAGCAUUGGGUACAAGUUUUAAUGAAAUUGGAUCAAUGACCAACAUGUCGUUCGAUACAAACAUGUCAACCUCAUAUGAAUGGAAUCGUAAUCCAAAUGAAUCCAUGACAAAUGACGAGUUUAAUUAUAUUCCUAUUGAUACGAUAUAAAUGUUGAAUCCUGUGCAAACCGUUAUUAAAAAAUGAUACCCACAUCGACCGGAUCAAAAAAAAA